UUUCAGAAAAUGUGCAUCUUCUCAGCAUGUGGUCAAAUUGUCUUUGGAGUUGUGAUGGUUGGUUGUUUAAUACUCACAGCUGUCCCGACAUUCAGUGGAAAGAUGCUCAGAUGGGAUUGUAUAAAAGACAUCAAGAACUGUGAGGACAUAACGGACCAUGAGGGCUAUAUGAAAACUGUAGCGAUAUUCAUGUGCUUGGCAUUGUUGUUCGAAUUAAUUGCUCUGGCUUGGAAUUUGUUCGUAUUCUGUGCAUGUUGCUGCAAAAAGUAUCUGAUACAUCCGUUGGCUAUUCUUUCGCUCAUUGCCACCAUUAUGCUUUUGAUUGCGGUGAUCGUCUAUGGAGUGAACAACAAAGAUAGUAUGCAGAAGCUCGAAGAUAAGAGCAAAGACCAGUACGGCUACUCAUUCUGGCUGUCGAUCUGCGCUCUUGUACUGGCCGCUGUCGACACGGUAAUCGCAGCCGUAACGGUGUGCUUAGGAACGCGGGGACUGUAGGAAGACAGCAAAAUCUACGAAAAUAAGUGAUCUUACGAUCUGACUCUAUUCGUCAAAAGAAAUAAUCUGUAAAAAUUUCUCUUUACAUUAAUUUUGCAUUGGAGAUAAGUUUGUGGUCAAUGCACUGACUUAAGAAAUAUUGCCUUGGUCAUGUUUUGAAUUUUGCUGCACAGCACAAAAAAUUCCAAAGGCUAUUCCCGCACAAGGUGGAUCGUUUAUCGUCGCGAAGCGGGCGCGAACGCGGCAAUGGGAUGGCUUACUUGCCGGAGCCCUUGGUAAAGAGGCUCGAGGACGAUAACCGCUCGCGCGCCGCGUUCGCGCACACUCACCUUAUUUGGGCAUUCGCCUUCGUUCAGAAGUUGCUUAUGAUUGUGCAGUAAACUUUAUAUUACUUCCUAAUCUACUCUCAACUUGGGUAUGUUUUACGAACUCCUACCUACAAUUGAAAACUAAAACUCAUCCAGUCCUCAGAUAGUUUAAACCGAUUCAAGUAAAAUAAUACUUUCACUGUAAUAAUAACACUCCAGACACUCUACUUUGUCAACACAUAUCUCUUUCACAUUCUUAUACUAUAUGUGCCAAAUUGUUACCCAGCCUUCAAAUUGUCCGUCUAGGAAAGCCUUUUGAAAUCACUUGUGAGCCUCUUCGGGUUUUGAUUGUGAGCAUUUUGUAUGUUAACAUCUGUCGCAGUAAAAUUAACAUCCUUUCAGUAUUUGUUGAGGUUUUUACGCUUUAUCGCAAUCUGUUUCAACUGUGAUAUGUAUAGAAAUGAAAUGUAACA
Messenger RNA from Cylicocyclus nassatus, 1276 nucleotides. The record is from the annotation of a GenBank genome assembly. NCBI's taxonomy places the organism in Eukaryota, Metazoa, Nematoda, Chromadorea, Rhabditida, Strongylidae.